AUGAAUGAUGAUAAUUCUACCAACCUAGACAGUAUAGAUGUGAAAGAAUCACCGAAAAAUGGACUUACUUCACACAACAAUAAUAGUUAUGAGCAGUUAGUUUCAACUGAUACAGAUGAUGAUUAUUUAAGAAGUGAUGAUGAUGAAGAUGAUAUUGGUCCAGUAAAUGAAGAAUCAGUGUCCUCACAUUUACCUGGAAUAGCAAAUCUUGGAGAUCAUGCUAAAUAUUUCACCAACUCAAUUUUACAAGCAUUAGAUUCUUCAGACUUGGAUAAAUCUUUAGUGACAGAAGCACAAAUAAGUGGUAAUUUGAAUAACGAAAAUCAAAAACUAAUCGAGAAAAAAUCACAAUUACAAGAAAAGUUAAGAACAUUGCAAUCAUUAUUUGAAAAAAAUUUCACACCUGCUGAAGAUUCAAAGUUAAGUAGAAUGGAUAAAUUGAAUAAUGACAUUCAACAUUUGGAGAAACGAAUUACCAAAUUAAAAAAUGGUGAUACGAAAUCCUAUGUAGUACCAUUCAUGAAGCUGAAGAAAAACCUUGGUAUAAUUGAGAAAUUCCCAAUAGAGUAUUAUCAAGCUACAGAUAAAGUAUUAGAUCGUCAAUCAUAA
Molecule: messenger RNA, 609 nt
Organism: Lodderomyces jiufengensis
Lineage: Eukaryota; Fungi; Ascomycota; Pichiomycetes; Serinales; Debaryomycetaceae
Exons: 1
Coding region: 1-609 (202 amino acids)
Biological process (GO): endosome organization; regulation of protein localization
Cellular component (GO): BLOC-1 complex; endosome
Source: RefSeq, a predicted model, not a curated record